AUGGAUGCAGGAACUUUAACAUUACGAACAGCUGAGGCUGGCGACUUCAACGAAAUAGUGAAACUUUCAGAGGGAAUUUACACAGGACAUGAUUAUCUUCCGUUGAUAUUCCACCAGUGGCUUCAGAGGGACAACAUAGUUGUCAUACUUGCCCAUUGUGGCGCGAGACUCGUCGGAUUAGAGGCAUACUUCGUAGUUGAUGAUGGCCGCACUUUGAUUCAUCGAGCGGCACGCGUUCAUCCAGAUUAUCGAGGUCAAGGUAUUUUCAAACAGAUCUAUGAGUACUCCAUUAAACACACAAAAGAGCAUUAUCCUAAUCUGCAAAGAGAGCGGUUUACUUCCAUUCUUGAUCUUGAAAUUCCCGAUCCAAGGAAACUUCUCGAGUUGCAUGUAGAAGCAUAUCACGUUGGGAAGGAAUUCUGUGACAAACCAGAAGCAACAGCCUUGAAAAAUCCGAUGGAGAUCAAGACGUGUGCGCCUGAUUAUUUCGCCAAUAUUAUUGAAUCUUUGCCAGCAAGGUUAUUCGCAAGCAACUCUAUUUUCCUCAGUAACUCGUGCCCUUUCGACCGACUUCGAUCCAACGUCGAUCAUAUUUUUAGAGAAGGUACUGAACUCUACGUGGAGAAAUGUGAUCAUGAUGUUGUUCCUAAUUCGCUUGGUGUUGGCACGCUUUCCCCGAGGGUGAAAUACAUGCAAUGGGUCGCUCAGGUUUAUACCGAUUCUCCAGAUCUUUUUCAAGCUCACAUCGUACAUCAAUUCAAGCGUGCUUGUGAAUUAAUUAACGACGAUUUUGUUUUCAUCACGAUGGCAGACGAGAGGUUAAGUUCGCUCGUAAGGAUCAUCAUGAAGGACCAACUAAAGUUCAAAACGGUGGACCGCUAUCACAACAAGACGUUGAAAGUCUUUGAGAAGGACUUGAACGUAAAAUCUCACCUUUAA
Molecule: messenger RNA, 939 nt
Organism: Pocillopora meandrina
Lineage: Eukaryota; Metazoa; Cnidaria; Anthozoa; Scleractinia; Pocilloporidae
Source: the annotation of a GenBank genome assembly